This is a messenger RNA of Verticillium alfalfae VaMs.102, 366 nucleotides long. RefSeq lists its product with no specific name. The transcript has a single exon. The coding region runs from base 1 to 366 and encodes 121 amino acids. Lineage: Eukaryota; Fungi; Ascomycota; Sordariomycetes; Glomerellales; Plectosphaerellaceae. The record is from RefSeq and is a predicted model, not a curated record.
AUGGAGGCUCAGAAGGGGGCGCCCGCCAUGAGUCUUCUGACAGACGGAGCUGAGGCAGACCUGCUGGUGUUCGUUAUCGCUAUCGCACUGUUUUAUCUCAACCUUAUCUCUGCCGAGGGCCAGCGGACCUUCGGCCAGGCCAGUGCUGGGCUUCAGCGCACUUCACACACCCAAGCCAGGUGGAGGUGGUGGGGGGGGGGAGGGAACACACUCGCUCGCUGGCCCAGACAGGUAAAGCGUCUGCCAGACAGGCAAAGCGGCUGCCAUCCUUGCCCCAACGUGGCAGGCGUUGCUCCUCCCCCAGUGCAGCCCCCAGCCCAGUUGGUCUCGCGGCCGCGGUCGCAGCAGGUGCAUACUGGACAGUGA